Molecule: messenger RNA, 7030 nt
Organism: Schistocerca gregaria
Lineage: Eukaryota; Metazoa; Arthropoda; Insecta; Orthoptera; Acrididae
Gene: iav
Exons: 19
Coding region: 66-3527 (1153 amino acids)
Biological process (GO): calcium ion import across plasma membrane
Cellular component (GO): membrane
Molecular function (GO): calcium channel activity; protein binding
Source: RefSeq, a predicted model, not a curated record
ACGGCGGGCUGCGCUGCGCUUGCACCGGCCCAGCUGCUCAGGAGGGCGACGAUGAGGCGGACCGCAUGGGCUCGUCGGCGUCGCGCUGCUGCGGCGGCUCCGGGGACGCCGCCACCAACGACGGCUCCGUGCUGGACCGCGUCAUCUCGCAGGCGUCCGGCUGCGACGGCUGCCUCCUCUACCGGCUCGCCGACUACAAGAAGGGCGGGGAGCUCGUCGACGCCUACAACGUGGGCGGCCAGGCCGAGGUGGAGAAGCUGAUCCGAGAGCAGUUCGGCGUGCUGAUGUACGGCGAGGGCCGCGGCCAGGUCAUCAACAGGGCCGAGUACCUGCGCUGGAAGUUCCGCGACCAGAAGGAGGUGGUGCUGCCGAUCGAGGCGUCGCUGUCGGCGCACGACCCGCUGGCGCGCUGGGAGGACCACGAGGCGUGCUGGCAGAUGCAGUACCGCGGCAGCCUGGGCGAGACGCUGCUGCACGUCCUCAUCAUCUGCGACACGCGGCUGCACACGCGCCUCGCGCGCACCCUCAUCAAGUGCUUCCCCAAGCUGGCGCUCGACGUCGUCGAGGGCGAGGACUACCUGGGUGCCAGCGGCCUGCACCUGGCCAUCGCGUACAACAACAACGAGCUGGUGCAGGACCUGGUGGAGGCGGGCGCCAGUGUGUCCCAGCGCGCCAUUGGCAGCUUCUUCCUGCCGCGCGACCAGCAGCGGCCGCGGCCGGCGCGCCACACGGACUACGAGGGCCUUGCCUACCUGGGCGAGUUCCCGCUCGCCUGGGCCGCCUGCUGCGCCAACGAGAGCGUCUACAACCUGCUGCUCGACCACGGAGCCGACCCCGACGCCCAGGACUCCUUCGGCAACAUGAUCCUCCACAUGGUCGUCGUCUGCGACAAGCUGGACAUGUUCGGGUACGCGCUGCGCCACCCCAAGCUGCCGGCGUGCAACGGCAUCGCCAACCGCGCCGGCCUCACGCCGCUGACGCUCGCCUGCAAGCUGGGCCGCGCCGAGGUCUUCCGCGAGAUGCUCGAGCUGAGCGCCAGGGAGUUCUGGCGCUACUCCAACAUCACCUGCUCCGCCUACCCGCUCAACGCGCUCGACACGCUGCUGCCCGACGGCCGCACCAAUUGGAAUUCUGCGCUUUUCAUCAUUCUAAAUGGAACAAAAGAAGCGCAUCUGGACAUGCUGGACGGAGGCAUCAUUCAGAGGCUGCUGGAGGAGAAGUGGAAGACAUUUGCUAGGAUGCAGUUCCUGAAGCGGCUGGCGAUCCUGGCGCUGCACCUGCUGUUCCUGAGCACGGCCAUCUACCUGCGCCCCAAGGACCACGACGAGCCGCUGCUCGGGCCCACCGACUGGGGCAGCGUGGCGCGCUACUGUGCAGAGCUGGCCACCGUGGGCGGCGUGCUCUCCUACGUCAUCCUGCAGCAGGGCGAGGAGAUCAAGAACCAGGGCCUGCUCAGCUUCCUCAAGCAGCUGUCGCACGCCCCCGACAAGGCCAUCUUCCUGGCGUCUAACCUGAUGAUCCUGGCGUGUAUACCUCUGCGCGUCAUGGGCGACAAGCGAACGGAGGAGGCCAUCCUGCAGUUCGCAGUGCCCGGCUCCUGGUUUCUGCUCAUGUUCUUCGCGGGGGCCAUCCGGCUGACUGGUCCGUUCGUGACGAUGGUGUACUCCAUGAUCACCGGUGACAUGUUGACGUUCGGCAUCAUCUACACGGUGGUGCUGUUCGGCUUCUCCCAGUCCUUCUACUUUCUGUACAAGGGCUUCCCCGGCGUGAAGACGUCGCUCUACCACUCCUACCCCACCACCUGGAUGGCGCUCUUCCAGAUCACCCUGGGAGACUACAACUACCCAGAACUGAGCCACACGACAUAUCCAACGCUGGCCAAGACAGUGUUCGCCAUUUUCAUGGUGCUGGUGCCCAUCCUGCUGCUCAACAUGCUGAUCGCCAUGAUGGGAAACACGUACGCGCACGUCAUCGAGCAGAGCGAGAAGGAGUGGAUGAAGCAGUGGGCGAAGAUCGUGGUGUCGCUGGAGCGUGCGGUGAACCAGGCGGCGGCGCACCAGUACCUGCAGGAGUACAGCAUCUCUCUGGGGCCCAGCGACGACCCCAGCCAGGAGCAGCGCGGAGUCAUGGUCAUCAAGACCAAGAGUAAGACGCGCGCGCGACAGCGCAAGGGCGCCGUCAUGAACUGGAAGCGCGUGGGCAAGGUGACGAUCCGCGAGCUGAAGAAGCGCAACAUGACGGGCGACCAGCUGAGGAGGCUCAUGUGGGAGCGCGCCUCCAUCUCGACGCCCAUUCGCGUGCCCGACACGCCGGAUCCGGCAGAGGUGGAGGCCGCGAUGGACAGCCAGGGCAACGCACUGAAGGAGGCGCUGGAGGUAAUAGCGUUCCAGCACGACCUGGACCUGGACCUGAGCGGCGGGCCGCCCUCCACCCCCGGCUCCGCCCCCAGCCUCGCGCCGGCCCCCGCGGCACAGGCGCCGCCUGUCGCGCCUACGGCCCCCGCCGUGCCGCCCGCCUUCGGCAGAGCUCUGGGCGUGGUCGCGCCGCUGUCCUCACCCGCACCCGGUGCAGCAGCUGCCGGUGCAACAGCUCCGCCUCCGGCCACGGCGCUGCCAGCUGCAGCCAGCAUCGUCUCCAGUGCAGCUGCUGCCGCCGCCGCCUUCGCACCUGCCGCGAACGCCGUGCAGACGCCUCCCAUCGGAUGGGUCAUUCCUCCACCACACCGUAGCAGCAGCGUCGACGCGCCGCCUCCGUGGGAAGGCGACGCGAUGCAGCAGCUGGUGGCGCUGUCUGAGGUGCUGCCCAGCGAGGACCCGCAGCUGGCGGUGAUCGCGCAGCUGGCCUACCAGCAGCAGCUGGACGCCCAGAUGGUGCCGCCCGCCGAGCAGCACCGCUACUGCUGCGCCAGGCGCCUGCACGCCCUGGAGGCCGCCAACGCCUCCGCCCCCAGCCUCGAGCCCAGUGACAGCGACGAAUUUGGAGACGGCGGCGCGAUGCUGGGCCGCGGGUCGCGGGCGCGGAGGGCGCGCUCCGCCAGGUGGCGGCCGCCCACCAGCGCCUCCAACGGCGGCGCGCGGCGGACGCUCUUCCAGCACCACGGCCGCUCCUCCACCUCCAGCUCCAGCGGCUCCGGCACGGGGCUCGGCAUCAUCAACCCUGCCUUCAUCGCCGAUAACCUCCAAAUGAGUCCUCCUGAGAGGGCCGCGGAAACUCCCCCGCCCCCGGCAGCCGCGCAGCCGCCGCUGCCAAACGCCCACGGAGCCGUUGGCCGCUUCAGCAUCGACAGGGACAAGACUGCCGCCAGGCCUCGGCCGAAAACCGCCAGAGUGAACAGGGUGGCGCCGGCGGCGGCGACUCCGUCGAGGCGCGGGACGUCCGCGCAGGCGGCGCCGGUGUCGCAGUCGGUGGCGGCGGAGCAGCGCCGCCUGGAGGAGGCGCCGGACCCGCUGGACGCCUGGAGCACGCGCUCCAUCGCCAACAUGAACACCCUGCUGGCCUGGGACCGCCAGGAGGACGAGAGCCUCUGAGGCCGGCGCAGCCAGCGGCCGCCUGCCACAGCCUGAAACAGUGGCAGCCCUCUCAUCCGCGGUGCAAAACCUCCGAAUAAGUGUGUCAUCUUUGCUCACUGCUGAUGCCUGUUAAUGACGAUCAUCCGUCACGAUCCUGCAUGUUCUGUGAACUGCGAGGAGUCAAAUUCCCUAGUGAUGAGCAAUAACAGAUAAGAUUCUGUGGAAGUACUUAUUUAUUCUAUUUAAUUUAUUUUUGUUUACCUACUAUAUUGCAUUUCAUCGGGACGUCGCGUAAAGUAGCAUUCCAUUCCUAGCCAAUGUCUGUUGUAAUGUAAAGACUAAGAUCUAUGGAAAAUAAACUACAAUAGUUAUUGAUAAUACCAACACCAAUAGGCAAGGACGGAGGCACCAUUGAAUAUGAAAGUAGAGCGAUACCACAGAUAGUUAAGGAAAGACCUAUUGUAAAAUACCCUCUGUUUUCACGUGACUAAACGAGAUGGCGGCGUGUUAAGAUACUGCACUCCGACUGGGGAGGUCAACAGUUCAAAUCCCCGUCCGGGUAUUCAGAUUUAAAUGAUUUCCCUAAAUUGCGUAAGGCUAGAGGGUUCCUUUGAAAGGACGUGGCACAUUUCAUUUCCCAUCCUUUCCCAAUACGUGCUGCGUCUCUGAUGACCUCGUCGUCGAUACUGAUCUUUCUUCCUUCAUAUUACUUGUUGAAUAAAUCACGAAUCUUAAAUCUAUCCUUUCUCAUCUAGAAUUCAUAAUUAAGGAAUUCGUAGUGAUUUUCGUAGAUCAUUAGAAGGUGGAUCGAUGUAACUGUCAAACCACAUAUUUUACCGCAGACAAGCGCGCACACAACGUGAGACAACAGUCUAAAGUGUUAGGUCCCUCGUGUGCUACUAACAGUGAGCGAGCGCCCUCUGACGAGUUCAUGGGUCUGUCAGUCCUUAAAUGAUCACUGCCUAUUGAGGGCGAAGACAUGGAGUCUGCUGUCAAAACACACAAAAGUCCAAAUCGAAAUCCUAUUCAUAUAACACACCCCUUCUUGCAAGCUGAUAAGCGAGCGACUUGGGGCGGGGGGAGUGAAUUUGCAUCAGUUUCGUAACAUCACCAAACGGUAACGCAGAUUCUCUUGCGUUGUUUGGUCCCGACAUACGCGACUGAUCGAGAUACCGUGGCUCAAAUUCUGAAAUAAUUGUGUUUGAACUAUAAAACAACAACAGUUAUUUAACACAACCCCAAAGUAAACUUAAGUCAUUCUAUACAGCUUUGAAAUUAGAAGAGCGGGUAAGACUAGAACAUCGACUCUCAUCUCUCUUCUUCAACUGCGCUCUAGGUAAUGUUUUUCGAGAGUGGUGAAAAGAACUGUGUAGAGAAUAAUGGAGUUAAUUUACUGAGUUGACACCCAGCUUUUUGCGUGAGUUGACACUCAGCUUUCACUGUAAUUGACGCUGAAUUCUGUGUUACCACUUACAAAUUUCGAUCUGCUGGUGACAGUAGCCGAGACGUUUUAAAUAUGAAAAUAUUUUAAGCGAUCUAGAAUGCUUUAUUCGCAAAAAUCCGUUUUGGGUAUUUGCUUUAUUAAUAUAGAGUCAGAUUAGAUUGUAAGACCAAGUUACUGUUUAUCUUUCACCAAUUAUCUUGUAACUUUUGUUCAAAGUCUCUUCACACAGCUGAUAAAAACAUUGCCCUAAUUCAGAUGGAAGCAACAAAAGAUGCAACGGGCCAACGGAAAAAAAUGGCUGAUAAAUAACAUAAUGAAACGGCAGGAAGAACAGAUGGGCAUAUAAUACGACGUGAGCCUUUAGUGAAAACAGAAGCUCAAAAGAUGAUGUAUUCAUACUUUACAUUUCAACAUUCUGAGGCAGUACUUAUUUAUUCUUUUUAAUUUUUUUUUUGUUCACCUAGUAUAUUGCACUUCAUCAGGACGUCAUGUAAACUAGUAUUCUAUUCCUGUACUGUCUGAUUCCGAAAUACACUACCAGCAAAAAAAAUUAGUACACGCUUAUAGAGGUUUCCAAUUGUUGCAACAGUGCAUAUGGAAUACAUGAAAUGAUUACAUUUACGGAUCAAUAACACAAGCGGGUCUGAGAGUUACCAGGUAUCGACUCAUGCUGAAAUACCUAAAUUAGUACUAUAUGUAGCCUCCACAGGUGGCAAUACAGGCGCUGAUCAGGUAUCCAGGGGACUGUGCAGAUGCUGAAUACUGUCCUGGGGUACGUUAUUCGACGGCUCUCAGCCUGUACGCGUUGUUAUGUAACAGUUGUUGGUUGGCGAGUUGCACGAGUCACUUCUCGACCCAUCAUGUCCCACAAGUCCGGAGAUAGUGCUGGCCAGGGAAGUUUCUGCACGUCUUACAGAGCACGUUGAGCUUCACGGGCAGUGUGUGGGCGAGAAUUGUCCUGUUGGAACUUUACAUAAGGUGAUUGCAAGAACGGCAACAGAACGGUUCUAACAACGUUCUGUACGUUUAGGGUUCUGGUUAGCGUCCUCUCCAAAAACACCAAAGGUGAAGAAGGUUUGCAGCCUAUCGCAACCUAGACAGAAAGGCCUUGGAUGCGCCCAGCGUAUCUUGGACGAAGGCACGCACUCUAGGUGACAGCGCUCAGCAGGUCUACACAAUACGCGCGACAAAAAUCACUUCGUUUAGGAAGAAUUUGCUUUGAUCGCUGAAGAUCAUGGUGAGCCAUUCUAUCUUCCAAGUGAUGAUGCUCUGGCAGCUAUGCCGCUACGUUAUAUCGACCCUGAAACAUUAUCAGUACAUCCCCAGGUGGCACAUGCUGUCGUCGGAUCAAACUCGACGUCGUCUUUCCAGGUGUACUAAUUUUUUUCCCUGGCAGUGAAAAUUCUUUAUAUACCGGAUGCCUUUUUGAGCUAUAUCCCUUCUUUUGAGAUUUUCCAUAAGUUUUGAUGUUGUAUUCUACCAAAGGCUUUUUCAUAAUCAAUAAAACGAAGGACUACAUUUUUGACCUGAUCAUAGAAGUUUUACACUAGAACUUGUGAUGCAGUUAUUGCUUCUCUUGUACCUAAGCCUUUUAUUAAGUAAUUGUGUUUUACCCGUGAGUUUCUCACAUUUUUCAUGUGACCUUAGAUGGAUGGCUUUCAGAAAUGUUUUUAAGGAACGGAUCACAAGACCAGUGAGUCUGUGAUCUUCACAUUUUCGCACAUACUCACUUUUCGGUAAGUGGGUGAAAGAUGAUAACAGUCAUUGGAGUAGGUAAUGACCUGUGUCAUAAAUUUUGUUAAAAACUUUGUGUAAGGCUCUGAUACCUUCUUCAUCAAGAAAUACUAGUAAAUGUCUUUGUGAAACCGUAUUUAUUUGUUCUCUGAAUCAUUAGACUAUUCAUUCAUAAUUCCAGUUCAAAAUAAAUAAACCGUUAAGGAAUAUUUUCAACAAUAAAUUUAGCAUUCACUUUAUUCAAGAAAACAUGUUUUUAUUUUGAAUUCACGAAAAUUCCUGAUCUGCCUUCGGAAAUCAUUUUUUAUCACGUAAUAAAUGUGUAUAGUACUGCGCAAUUAAA